This is a messenger RNA of Penicillium oxalicum, 2181 nucleotides long. RefSeq names its product RNA 5'-triphosphatase domain-containing protein. The record is from RefSeq and is a predicted model, not a curated record. Bases 1 to 2181 code for a protein of 726 amino acids. NCBI's taxonomy places the organism in Eukaryota, Fungi, Ascomycota, Eurotiomycetes, Eurotiales, Aspergillaceae. The transcript has 3 exons. Gene Ontology annotation, biological process: 7-methylguanosine mRNA capping; protein dephosphorylation. Gene Ontology annotation, molecular function: mRNA guanylyltransferase activity; protein tyrosine/serine/threonine phosphatase activity.
AUGGGACUCAAUGAAGCUGUCGGUCCUAUUCGUGAUCUUCAUGAGUCUUUGAAUACUGAAGGCCUGCCCGACUGGCCUGGUAUCGCAAUCUUUCAGAACCUAUACCACUCCGCACGGAUCGCUGCUCAAGACAUCUCUUUGCUCUCCCUUGCAGACUCUCUUCGGUCUAUAUAUCAGGAUGGCACCGUGAACUGGAAUCAACUGGCUGUGUUGUCUACCUUUGUGAUCACGAUGGUCGGGUGGUGGCUGCGCAAGCGCUCUGCCAAGUCUCCAACCAAGGUUCUCGCCUCCUCAGACGACGAUUACGAAGACGAUGACUAUGAUAGCAACGGCUCCCUUCGUCAUGGCACAGAGCCGCACCGCCAGGCCACUGAAUGGUCAUCACAGCCUCAGCAGCAGACCUCGGAUGCUUUUAAAACAGAUCCUGGAAUUUUGAGGAAGUUUACGACCUUUAGCCCUUAUGUCACGUCGAUUGCAACCUAUCCAGCCGUUCGGACUUUCUUCUGCCCGCAUCCAAACAUAAGCCGCCUUCCGGACAAGCCGACUCCCCUUCCCUUGCUGGUUUUCGUCCAUGGUCUCGGUGGGUCUUUGGCGCAGUUCCACCAUCUUCUGACCAGCAUUUCCAAUGUUGGUUCAUGCUUGGGCAUCGAUCUGCCCGGCUGCGGUCUGUCCAGAUUCGCACCCACCGAGUGGGAUGCGUACACGGUGGAGGCACUGGCCGAGUUAGUUGCAGUCGCAAUUGAAACCCAUCGGGACCGAGAGAAUGGCCAGGGUGUCAUCCUUGUCGGCCACAGUCUUGGUUGUUCAUUGUCUGCGCUGAUGGCGUCGUCUGAGUCACCAAUCGGAAAAGAUCUCAAACAGCACAUUCUAAGCAUGGUCGCGAUCUGUCCUCGCGCAUCGCCGCCGUCUGAAGCGGAGACUGCCAAGUUUCGCCGGCUACUUUCGAUUCCAGAACCAAUAUUUGAUUUGUGGCGCCUCUGGGAUCGUCGCGGUGGUAUUCGAAGUACGAGUGUCAUGCGCAUGGUUAGUCAUGACGCCGACGAAGAAACCCGCAGCCUUCAAGUUCGCUUCAACAAACAAAGCCGGACAGGAGUUUGGCGUCGCAUGGCAUCAGGAACGCUACCUGAAUACAAAGCCGGCAACCCCGUCGGAGGUUUGCCUGGCCAGAAGAUUUGGGCUGCAGUUCAGAUUCCGAUCUUGCUGGUCGCCGGGGAGGCAGAUUCGGUGACCAAGCCUACGGAGAUCGAAGAUUUGCUCAGGUUUUUCGGUGAUGCAUCUGUCCAUACCGCCAUGGACACCACUGGCAGCAGCGUCAUCCCUGAUGCGUCCCGUGUGCAUGACAGAAAUCCAGCAUCCCCCACCAGCCUCGCCGACGAGGAAAAAUUUGGCCUGCAACCGGCCGGCAGUGAGAAAACCAUUGAACAACCGACGAGUAACCAAGGAAGUCGCAAGCGAAUUGUCAAGUCAGCUAUAUUACCGGCACCUGCGUCUCACGCUCUUCUGUACGACCGGGCCACCUACCGAACCUUGUCUGGUAUCAUACAAGAUUUCCUGAGUCAACACAUCGACAAACGUUUAGGUCUGGGAUGGCAGCUACAAUACAUGAACACCUCAGGCAAAUGGGAUGUGAAAAAUCUUGCCAAGUGGCAGAAAGUCGCACCUGUCUCGAAGCCGAUCGCGAAUACAUUCGCUGCCAUGAAGAUGCUUCGUGAGAUUGAUGACGAGCAUAAUCCCGUCUUAUUCUCUCAAAAAUAUCGCGGUCGUAUCCAUGCCGUCAUUGACAUCAGCCAUGAAAGCCCGGUAUACAACCCCAACACUAUGGAAAAAGGUGGUGUUCAUUAUUAUAAGCAUCCGACUGUGUCCAAAAUCCCUCCGACUCCUGAUGAGGCUCGCGAUUUUAUUGCCCUCGUCGACAGACUGCAGCGAGAGAUCGACGACUUGGUGGAAAAACGGGAUGACACGUCUCUCCCGCGACCCCUGGUCGGCGUCCACUGCCAUUAUGGCUAUAAUCGUACUGGAUUCCUGAUCGCCUGCUAUCUGAUCGAGCGGUUAGGUUAUGGUGUGCAAGACGCGAUUGACGAAUUCAACCGUUGCCGGCCACCUGGAAUUCGACAUGGACACUUCGUCGAUACGCUUUUUGUUCGAUAUUGCGUGGGACUGAAGAGAGCGCCCACUCUGUAA